UAAAAUCCUCACUUUAUCCACUUCACUUCAUCCCAAAGUCGAGAGAACCGUCGCAGCCGCCGCCGACGGCGAUCGACCGCCAUGAGCGUAGCUCCAAAGCUUCUCUAUCCAGCCGCCGGCGUUCUCUACAAGCGUCCGUCCACGCGUCGCCGCUUCGUCUAUCAAUGCCUUAAUCGAUCCACCGGAAGCCGCCGCAGCAGAGGAAGAGGAUUCCAACUUCCUAGAGUGGCUUCAGUUCCUUAUCAACCGAUCAACGUUGAUUAUUUGGAGGAAGAAUUCAACGGGCUAGGGCAUGGAGUGAGAUUCGAAGGAAUCGGCGAUGAAUGCGCGGCGAAAUUGCGAUUGGAAAAUGGAGGUUCUGCGAUUGUAAUGUUCCCGAGCGGAUUGAUUACCUCAUACAAAUCGCCGAUGUGGCAUGGAGGAUCGCUGGAAUUACUUCACUCUUCGGUUUGUGAGGACGAGAACGGCGAUGUCGUUGUUCGAGGAGGCGUAUCCCUAGCCCUAGACUGCGGGAGUAUUCGAUUAGAUGAUGUUUGUUGGACUCUUCAUGAUGUUAAAGGAAAUCCUCGCGAAUCGAUUCAGGUUGAGCUGAUAAGCGGAGCUGCAGAGGGGAAGGUAGAGCUGAAAUACAUAGUGACACUAGGAGAAGACAUGUUAAGAUCAGAGCUAAUAGUGUCCAACAACGAACAAACCGCCAUCCAAUUGAAGGGCAGUGUGUUGAGCCAUUUGACAGUGAGCACACCUGAGGCAACCUACGCCAUUGGGUUGGAAGGGUCAGACUUCUACAGCAGAGCACCAUGUUCAUCGAGCUAUUCCAUUGUCCCUCCAGAUUAUGGGCAGGGGAGCGGCUCUGGUUUGGGUCGAACAUUGAACGGAAUUCUUUCUGGUUGGGGUAAAAGCAAAGAGAAAGAAAGCGAAGAGGAGGUUGAGGGAGAAGAAGGCGAGGAGACUGAUAAUUACAAGCAAUUAACGGAGGAAAUGAGUCGGAUCUAUACCAGUGCACCCAGGAACUUCACGAUCAUAGACAGGGGAAGGAGAAACUCAGUGGUUGUGGGGAGAGAUGGGUUUGAUGAACUUUACAUGUUCAGUCCUGGAUCAAAUCAUGUGUACUAUGGGGAAUAUUCUUUCAUAUGUGUUGGUCACUCAGCCAUGCUCAAACCAAUACUCUUACAGCCUCAUCAAGUAUGGAGAGGAUCUCAGUCUUUGUUCAAUCCAAAUCUCUAAUUCUUCCCUUCCCAUCCCUGUAAACUCCAUAAGGUUUCAUUCAAAACGUUCAGGAGAGUUGAUAUGUAAACAUUGUCAACAACUUCCCGAGUUAAAUGAAUGGUAACAAUCUUACCGUUUCUAAUAUUAUCA
Cucurbita pepo subsp. pepo (vegetable marrow) is the source of this 1356-nucleotide messenger RNA. It is a transcript of the gene NDF5, whose product is annotated as NDH-dependent cyclic electron flow 5. NCBI's taxonomy places the organism in Eukaryota, Viridiplantae, Streptophyta, Magnoliopsida, Cucurbitales, Cucurbitaceae. Gene Ontology annotation, molecular function: carbohydrate binding; glucose-6-phosphate 1-epimerase activity. The record is from RefSeq and is a predicted model, not a curated record. Gene Ontology annotation, biological process: carbohydrate metabolic process. Gene Ontology annotation, cellular component: cytoplasm.